AUGAGCAUCGAUGGAAGCAGCCAGCAAGGCGGGCAAGAUGAUUUGCUUGAGGAGCAAGAGGAGGAAGAGGCUGGGGAGGAGGAGGACCAGGAGGAGGAGGAGGACCAGGAGGAGGAGGAAGUUUUUCCAGGGCACAAACCUCCAAAGAUCUCGGCUGGGGUCGUCGACCUGGACCACAAUUUUAUUCUGCGGCGUCUCCCAAUGUCCAGCGUGAUUCCGGCGUCGGUGUGCGAGCCAGCGACACCGCAUCACAGCUCCAAACCAAUUGACGAGCAGGAUCCCAUGGACAAUCGCCAGUGCAAGACUGACGCGCCAGCAGUGGGCCGUUUUGGAACGUCGAACCAAACCGCAACCAUGCCCAAGAAGAAGCGUUCCCGCAAGUCUGGCAAGGACGCCGAGGAGGAGGAUCCGGCGGCCACUUUCAGGGUUCCUAUGGCGGGGGCCGCAAAGCGUCAAGGGUCACACAAACAAGUGGGACGAUGUGACCACCUUUACACUUACAGUACCAUCACUAGUGGUUUAAACACUCUAAUUAUAUGGUAUCAACAACCGGUCGCAUCCAUUUGA
Messenger RNA from Diaporthe batatas, 567 nucleotides. RefSeq lists its product as uncharacterized. Lineage: Eukaryota; Fungi; Ascomycota; Sordariomycetes; Diaporthales; Diaporthaceae. The transcript is spliced from 2 exons. The record is from RefSeq and is a predicted model, not a curated record. Bases 1 to 567 code for a protein of 188 amino acids.